Eleginops maclovinus (Patagonian blennie) is the source of this 1184-nucleotide messenger RNA. It is a transcript of the gene psmb8a, whose product is annotated as proteasome 20S subunit beta 8A. The record is from RefSeq and is a predicted model, not a curated record. Gene Ontology annotation, molecular function: threonine-type endopeptidase activity. Gene Ontology annotation, cellular component: proteasome core complex. Lineage: Eukaryota; Metazoa; Chordata; Actinopteri; Perciformes; Eleginopidae.
GUUCUGGUAAUUAGGUAACCCUAAUCGACUAAUAUUAUCUUACAGAUGCAGAUACAGUGCCAUUACACAUAAGGCGUCCCACUGACAUCUUUCUUUUGGUUUUACUUCAGCCCUCAGGGUUCUCAAGUCGUGCAACCGUGAAGGGGGUGUGUGUAUAGACCUAAACCACGGUACGACCACCCUGGCCUUCAAGUUCAAACAUGGAGUCAUCGUGGCUGUGGACUCCAGAGCCUCUGCUGGGCGUUACUUAGCAUCCAAUGAUGUCAACAAGGUCAUAGAGAUUAACCCGUACCUGCUGGGCACCAUGUCAGGCAGCGCUGCAGACUGCCAGUACUGGGAGAGACUCCUGGCCAAAGAAUGCAGACUGUACAGGCUGAGGAACAACCACAGGAUCUCUGUGGCUGCUGCCUCCAAGCUGCUGUCUAACAUGAUGCUGGGUUACAGAGGCAUGGGGCUCUCUAUGGGAAGCAUGAUCUGCGGAUGGGACAAAGAGGGUCCUGGUCUUUACUAUGUGGACGAUAACGCGACCCGUCUGUCCGGCCGUAUGUUCUCGACCGGCUGCGGCAACAGUUGCUACGGCGUGGUGGACAGCGGCUACCGGGAGGACAUGACGGUGGAGGAGGCGUAUGAGCUGGGCCGCAGGGGCAUCGCUCAUGCUACGCACAGGGACGCUUACUCUGGAGGGUUUGUCAACAUGUACCACAUGCGGGAGGAUGGCUGGAUAAAGGUGUGUAAGGAGGAUGUAUCCGAGCUGAUCCACCGCUACAGGAAGGGGAUGUUCUGAGUUUGAUCCAGAUCAACCUCAGCAUUCUCAAAAAUGAUGCUACUUAUUUUGCCAAUAUUUCCAUAUAUUACAAAAGUAUCUUGGAAUAGUUGGCAUCUGAUUUUGGGAAUGAAUGACCUGUCUACAGGAGUGUGUGGUGCAUUUUCCAAUUUGGGAUCAGUUAAUGUUUGAAUGACAAUGCUACGUACAACCAUUUCUUUAGCGAGAGAAAGUUGUCAUCCUGGUUUUAAGAAUGAUUGUUUGUUGUUCUUUAAAGUGUGUAAUGGAAGUACUUUGUAUGUUAGUACUUAUAUGGCUCUGUAAUGCAUUUUGCAGGUUAUGCUCACAAGACAACCUCUUAAAAUAAUCUUACUAACACUGUACAACACUCAGCUCCAAAUAAAGACUGUUGGUCAACUCA